AUGGCUUUGGAGGUCUUGACUCUCGUGGUUGCCUUGACUCGAUCUCACGCUGAGGAAAUUUAUGUAAAAAUAAGCUGUUCUCUGGACUGGGUGAUGGUCUCUGUUAGCCCGUGUGCCUACAAUCGGUAUAUAUUGUCUGAGGAAUUACAUCUGGGGAGCGGUUGCCCUGUGACUCGGAUACAGACAUAUAUAUAUGAUUUUGUAUACUUGGUUCAUGACUGUGGCAUCAGAACAAAGGCCAUUUCAGAGUAUACUCUCCUUAUUCAAACUGAGCUACACUAUACUCCUGUAAAUACAUGCUGGGACAGUGAGACAAUCCCGUUGGAAUGUCUGACCUCUCGGAGAUCAGUGUGGCUUAUGCCAGUUUCUACAGAUGAUGAAGUAAAAGUGGAUCCCAGUCCUUUCAUGACUGAUUUUGAGACUGCACUAGAAGAGAUUGGAUUACUAAGUGACUCCCUCAUUAAAGAGAAAUGGUGGAUGUGA
Molecule: messenger RNA, 483 nt
Organism: Condylura cristata (star-nosed mole)
Lineage: Eukaryota; Metazoa; Chordata; Mammalia; Eulipotyphla; Talpidae
Gene: OOSP2
Product: oocyte secreted protein 2
Exons: 5
Coding region: 1-483 (160 amino acids)
Source: RefSeq, a predicted model, not a curated record